AUGUCCACCGAUAUUGCUGUUGCUAAGCCUGUUGAAGAAGUUAAGAAACCUGAACCAGUCUUAACUCCUGCUCCUGUUCCUAAGAGCUCUCCAUGGAAUGUUGUUUCAAACAGCAUCCCAGUUACUACCAUUGACAUCAGUUCUUUAAAUAAAGAUAAUGCUAAAAACACUUCAAUGCCAACAAUAAAAACAAGCAGUAAUACUAAAUGGACCCCAAUUAAAGCUUCCAUCGUAGUUGCCGGCUCAAAGAAGAGUUCCGGUAAUAAUGGUAAUAACAACGUUGUCAGAAGAAAUGGUAAGAACGGUAAAAGUAACAAUGGUAACAGAAACAAAACCAAGAAGCCAGUUAAACCAACUAGUCAACAAAAUGAGAAUAAGAAAAAUGAUUUCAAUGAAAACAACAGUAAAUUUAAUGAAAACCAAGACCAGAAUGAUGGAAAACAAGACAUGGGCAAUGGUUUCCCAAAGAAGAGACCAUUCAACGGUCAAAGACAAUCACGCACUGGCUUCCGUCCACAAAACAAACAAAUGCAUCAAUCUGAAUACUCUCUUCAACCAAUAAUCAUGGCUGUCAACAAUGUUGCUAGACAAAUCGAAUACUAUUUCAGUGAAGAAAACUUAGCCAAAGAUACUUUCCUAAAGGAAAAAUUAUCAAAGGAUGGUUACGCUCCAUUAUCAGUAAUUGCUAAAUUUUAUAGAAUUGUUAAUUUAUCAUUUAAUGGUGAUGCGAAUAUUAUCAUGGCUGCUUUGAGAGAAAUCACAUUUAAUCAAAAUGCUGCCGUCGAAAUUGCUUUUGGUGAACUGCAGUCAUCCGCUUUUGGUGAACAAAAUGUUACUGAACAAAGUCCUGAAUUAAAUGCCAGCAUCUUAGAUAAUUACUUCGUCCGUUCUAAGAAUUGGGAAGCUUCUGCUCCAUCCGAAUCUACUACUGUUGUUUCCAUUCAAAAAACAUUUGUCGGUAAUGAUUUAGACCAAUUUAUGAUCCAAUUUAACCCAGAACCAGUUCCAGUCAAAAAUGAAGAUGAAACUCCAGCUGAAGUCACUGAACCUGUGGAAUCUAAUUGA
Messenger RNA from Tetrapisispora phaffii CBS 4417, 1065 nucleotides. RefSeq lists its product as uncharacterized. Bases 1 to 1065 code for a protein of 354 amino acids. Gene Ontology annotation, cellular component: cytoplasmic stress granule; cytosol. Gene Ontology annotation, biological process: positive regulation of translation. Lineage: Eukaryota; Fungi; Ascomycota; Saccharomycetes; Saccharomycetales; Saccharomycetaceae. Gene Ontology annotation, molecular function: RNA binding. The transcript has a single exon. The record is from RefSeq and is a predicted model, not a curated record.